Messenger RNA from Quercus lobata, 985 nucleotides. Its product is annotated as putative GEM-like protein 8. The record is from RefSeq and is a predicted model, not a curated record. The transcript is spliced from 4 exons. Bases 146 to 805 code for a protein of 219 amino acids. NCBI's taxonomy places the organism in Eukaryota, Viridiplantae, Streptophyta, Magnoliopsida, Fagales, Fagaceae.
GAACAUAAGGUUUGAUCAACCCAAACAAACAUUUCUUCCUUGCAUUCUGAUAGAGGAGAACAUUCUACACCCCUUGCUGCAGCCUGCACACUACUGUCUUUUCCAGCUAAAUCAGAGAAGUGAACUUUUGCACUACAUAUCAACCAUGAAAUCCUCACUUCAGGAACUUGUUCUUGGAAUACCAAUCAGCUCAGCAGCAUACAAAGUUGAUAGGUCACCAAUAAAGGGGUACUUACUUGAUCCUGCUAGCCAAUACAACAAUCCAUCACGUAAAGGUAGUGCAGAUACAGGGCUAAAAAGGAAGAACAAGGCAGGGAAAAAAGGAACCACUUUUGCACAUGGAGUCCGAGAGCAUGUGAGAAUAGGGCCCAAAAUCACUGAAACUGUGAAGGGGAAGUUGAGCUUGGGGGCUAGAAUUCUUAGAGUAGGUGGUGUGGAGAAAGUCUUCAAGAGGUUAUUCAGUGUUAGAGAAGAAGAAAAACUAUUGAAAGCUUCCCAAUGCUAUUUAUCAACCACAGCUGGUCCUAUAGCUGGCCUACUCUUUAUCUCCACAGACAAAAUUGCAUUCUGCAGUGAGAGAUCAAUCAAAAUCUCUUCUUCAGAUGGCGAGAUGAAAAGAAUCCAUUAUAAGGUCUUGAUUCCUUUAACAAAAAUAAAGAGAGUCAACCAAAGUGAGAAUGUAAAGAGACCUUCAGAGAAGUACAUGGAAAUAGUUACUGUCGAUAAUUUUGACUUCUGGUUUAUGGGUUUCUUUAAUUAUCAGAAAGCUUUCAAGUAUCUUCAGGAAGCAAUUUCUCAAGCUUAGAGGAAUGGCUAGUCACUUAACAGCCAUAAAUGUUAAUUCUCAUCUACUUCUCAGAUGUAAUAUGUACAGCUAGGAACUCUUUGUACAAUUUCAGGCAUUGUAUCAGUUUUUGUAAUGAUAAAAUGCUCUCUGAUUCUGCAACAUAAUUAACUUUUUGCAAACAUAAUUAAAUUCUUGCUA